Molecule: messenger RNA, 1101 nt
Organism: Talaromyces rugulosus
Lineage: Eukaryota; Fungi; Ascomycota; Eurotiomycetes; Eurotiales; Trichocomaceae
Exons: 1
Coding region: 1-1101 (366 amino acids)
Biological process (GO): riboflavin biosynthetic process
Molecular function (GO): 5-amino-6-(5-phosphoribosylamino)uracil reductase activity
Source: RefSeq, a predicted model, not a curated record
AUGUCGGGCUCCUUGCCUCCAGAUGCGCUACAUUUCCCGGCCUCUGCCCGACCCUUUUUAGAACCGUAUCUACCCCCGCUUUCACAGCAAGAGCCAACACCAGCAAACAUAGAUAGGCAAAAUGCGAGAAGUCGACCAUUCACCACACUCACAUUCGCCACAUCACUCGAUUCUGCUCUCUCACUGGCACCGGGCGUUCGAACUGCAUUGUCCGGGCCCCAGUCGAAAGCGAUGACGCACUAUCUACGCUCACGGCACCAGGCGAUUCUUAUCGGAGUUGGGACUGCCAAUGCUGACGAUCCUGGUCUGAAUUGUCGUAUUGCAGGUACGGACGGCUAUAAACCAAAGACUGGAGACGAAUCACCGAAACCUGAUCCUGUCAUUCGGACGCUCGCCACAAAAGCACACUCGUCAGACCCGGAAUUGAAACAGUUGAUGAAAGCAGUCGCCAUGGGACAAGCUACUUCCGAGCAACUACAGGCCUUUCAAGUCCAUAUCGAUGAGGCCCAGGCAGUGAAAGAUACAGAGCUUUUGGCGAGCGUGAGAGGAAGUCAAGGGAUCCUUCAACAGCCGCGACCAAUUGUCAUCGAUCCCAACGCUCGAUGGGAGUUUUAUGAAAACUCCAAAAUUUUCUCGCUUGUAAGGCAGAGCAAAGGAAAAGCCCCCUUUGUCAUUAUUUCCAAGAAUUGCACUCCAUCACAGAAUAAGAAAGAGCUUUUAGAGAAACAUGGCGGGAAAUUUAUCCCUAUUGAGACUGUGCCCAGUGAGAAUGGCCACCCUCGAUUCAAUUGGAAUGAUAUCCUUCAUCUUCUCGCAACACAGGAAAAUAUUCAGAGUAUCAUGAUCGAAGGUGGCGGGUCCAUUAUCAAUUCCAUCCUGUCAGAACCAGAAUACAGUGCUGCUGUCGACUCUGUCAUUGUGACUAUCGCCCCUACGUGGUUAGGUCAAGGAGGAGUCGUGGUGUCACCACAGAGGCGUGUCGAUGCCAGUGGAUACCCGAUUCCUGCAUCGAGGCUGACAGAUGUCAGGUGGCAUCCCUUUGGAGAGGAUGUGGUACUUCUUGGGAGGUUAUUAAAGUCUCCAUAUACUGAUGUCAUUUAA